UCUUAGUUUGGUACUCUGUCAGAUCUGUUUAUGUUUUCUUAGUUUUUUUUUUUUUCAUUUAAAGUUUCAAUGAUUUUUUUGUCUGGUAUACUGGAAAUUAUAAAGGUAAAUUAUAUGAUAGUGAUUUUGUUUUCUUAGUUUUCUUUCAAUGAGAAUGGAUUCUUUGUCUUUCUAGCCAGCAGAUCUUUGAAUAAAAUUUUAGGUUCUAUAUUUUUACAGGAUAGCAAAGGCUUUGAACAGUUGUAGUGCUAGCACUGGUGACAUUAUCAGUACCACAUUGAGGCUCAAACAAGAGCUUGAAACUAUAAUACACAAACACAAGAGAUUGUGACAUGUUUCUUAUGUGAUUAUCAGCUCUCCCCUGAAGAGGUUUGAAUUAUUGUUUGAUGUUUUACCAUCGGCACGUGGCUUUGUGAAUCAAAUAACUGAAUUAUAUUCUUUCUUAAACUUAAUUUUUGAUCAUCGGUAGAUAAAUGCACUUAGAGAUGAAGAUUUGAAUGAAAAACGUUUUCAAAGUUUUGAGAUAGUAGCUUAAUUGGUUUCACAUGUGGCUCACUUUAAGGCUAUAUGCUAACAAGUGUCUUGCUGUAGGGUGCUUCAAUUUGUUGAAGCUUUGAUGCUAAUAACUUGUUCUCUGUGUUUGAAAUUGAUAAGGGUUACAUAUUUACUUGAUUGCUUAUGACUUUUAUGUUUUUGUUGUUAAAUUAUGUUUUAAAGGGAUGAAGAUUUGAACCAUUUUCUGCACUGAUUUACUUUAUCUAAGCUCGGUAAGAUUAUGAGUUGAACACUAAUAUGUAUAUCAUCGUGUAUAUCAUGGAAUCACCGGUUUGUUGGUGAAUUGGUUUUCAAUGGCCAAAUUAGACUUUCUUUGUUAGUUAUGAGAUUCACUACCAAGAUGACUGCAAUAUCUGUAUUAGAUGCAAUCUGUUGAAUGGUCUUUGAAGGAACCAAAUGCUAUGGGCUUAUCAACUUUAGGGAAGGAUGGAAAACACUCAUCACGGAUAGUAUUGCUAAAAGGCUUCGACAAGGAUGCAUUUGUGUGGUCGGGUGAAUAUCUAUUUGGAAGUUAUAACCAGAAUCUUCCCAGGAAUAUUUCCGUCGUAAAAGAAAUUUUUUCUGGACCUAACCGCCUGGGAACUGAGGAAGCUAUUAUUGAGAUGAUUGACUUCAUGGAAAAACAUGGUGGAAUGGGAAUUGGAACUGACGAAGCAUCAAGCGCAACUACUAGUUAUUAG
Trifolium pratense (red clover) is the source of this 1235-nucleotide messenger RNA. RefSeq lists its product as uncharacterized. Bases 918 to 1235 code for a protein of 105 amino acids. The transcript has 4 exons. The record is from RefSeq and is a predicted model, not a curated record. NCBI's taxonomy places the organism in Eukaryota, Viridiplantae, Streptophyta, Magnoliopsida, Fabales, Fabaceae.